AUGGCGGCGGCCGGAGGGAGCGAGGAGCCUGACGGCCCGAGUACAGAAGAGUUUGUGUAUGGGGAGGAGGACUUCAUCCUGCCGGGAACCGGCUGGGAGGGCGAGCCAGGCUCCGCGCCGUCUCGCUUCGACCGGGCGCUCCUGGAGAGCUGGGACGACAGGAUGGAGCGGGGCUUAUUCCGAUACCGGCUGGGCCAGGUGCCCACCCGCGUCCUGCCCGGGCCCCUGCGCCUGGUGGCCCAGCUGAAUGUCCAGCGCGGCACCGAGCGCCGCCCGCCGCAGCCCGUCUGCAGCCUCCGGCAGCCCUUCGACCCCGCCGCCUUCAACUUCACCCGGCUGCGCCCGGGAGAGUUGCUGCUCCGCUUGCGCAGGGCGGCCAGCGACGGAGACCGGGGCUGUCCCGGUGAGCCGGUCCCGCUGUUGGUGGCCAUCAACGCCAGCCCGCUGGAGCGGGGCCACGUACUGCUGCUGCCGGAGCCGAGCCGCGGGCUGCCGCAGGCCCUCACAGGACCGGCGCUGCUCGGCGGGCUGGAGGCGGCGCUGCUCAGCGCCCACCCUGGCUUCCGCCUAGGCUUCAACGGGCUGGGUGGCUGUGCCUCGGUCAACCACCUGCACCUGCACGGCCUCUAUGUGAGCCGCCCGCUGCCGGUGGAGGCCGCGCCUGCCCAGGUCCUUUGCCCGCGCCACCGCCUCUGGCUCCUUCUGCGCGGCGUGCCGGCGCCCGCCUUCCUCUUCUACGCCGCCGGCUCCGCCGACCUGGAGGCAGUGUCCCGGGACGUGUGCCGGGCGGCAGAGCACAUCACUGACACCGGCCUGGCCUACAACGUCUUCAUCACGCGAGGCGAGCCCCCGGAGGGGGCCGGGGCCAGGCGGGGGCUGCGGGUGCUGCUGUGGGCCCGCAGGCCUAGCUUCGGUACCAAAGCGAGCGAGGACUUCAACGUGGCGCUGUGCGAGUUGGCGGGGCACCUGCCGUUACCGGUGGAACCGCUCUAUCGGGACAUCACCGAGGAGGAGGCCCUGCGCGCCAUCCGUGCGCACCUCCUCCCGGAACCGGAGCUGCUGCGCCUGGGCGAGGACCUGGCGCGGCUGUUGGCGGGCUGA
Molecule: messenger RNA, 1101 nt
Organism: Indicator indicator
Lineage: Eukaryota; Metazoa; Chordata; Aves; Piciformes; Indicatoridae
Gene: GDPGP1
Product: GDP-D-glucose phosphorylase 1
Exons: 1
Coding region: 1-1101 (366 amino acids)
Biological process (GO): glucose metabolic process
Cellular component (GO): cytoplasm
Molecular function (GO): GDP-D-glucose phosphorylase activity
Source: RefSeq, a predicted model, not a curated record